Messenger RNA from Cladocopium goreaui, 1287 nucleotides. Lineage: Eukaryota; Dinophyceae; Suessiales; Symbiodiniaceae. The record is from the annotation of a GenBank genome assembly.
AUGGAAAAUAUGGAAAGGGGCCUGGACAAGGCAAAGUUCACAAAACUAGUGGUCGCCGUAUUGGGGGAGCACCUCAAUGAUGCCAAAGAGGUCCGCAUGAUCAGCACCAGGCUGUGGAAUGAAAUCCUGAAGGAACAAGACAAAACUCCUCCAAAAAGGAAGACCGGAAAAAGUAACUGGGCCGCCUGGAGUGAAAAGAAGAAGCAGCGUGAUGGUGAGAAAGCAGAACAAAAUGGAAUGCCAAAGCCAGUUGCACAAAGUGCACUGCCAUCGCCGCAGAAGAAGCCCCGGGUGGAAAAAGUGAUCAAACGUGAGGUUGCACAAAGUGCACUGCCAUCGCCGCAGAAGCCUCGGGUGAGAAGACUCACCAUACUGAAGAAGGGCGUGCAUUCGGAAUGUCAGCGUGUCCAGUAUGUGCGCGCACGUGCGAGUGAAGAUGGCAGGGCGUCCAGUAUGUGCGCGCAUGUGUCCUGCGCGUCCAUGUGCGCGCAUGUGGAUCUGCUGCGCGCGCGUUUUUUGCGCGCAUGUGCGCAGGAAGGGCAGCGCGUCCAGUCUGUCGGUCAGUGUAGCUUCGUGGUGCAGGAUUGUGCAUUUAGCGGCAACUUGCCGGGAACUGCUGCGCGCACGUUUUUUGCGCGCAUGUGCACAGGAAUGGCAGCGCGUCCAGUAUGUGCGCGCCUGUGUCCCUUCGCGCACAUGGAUGCGGGGUGGGCCGGUGUCGUGUCUUGUGGGUGGCUUGCGUGUCUUCCUGUUGUGGCAACCCUCCAGGAAGAAAAGACUGUCUCAGAACAGGCGGUGAGCGCACAGGAUGAAAAGAUGAAAGCUGCCCGAGAAGAAGUAGUGGAUGCGAAGGAUGACAAGAUGAAAGAUGCCCCAGAAGAAGCAGUGGAUGCGAAGGACUUCGCGAAGUGGCUUGAAGCACAGAGCUGGCCACCGCAGUUUCCUGCAUCCUACCUUCGCUGGCUGGAGGUAGUGGAAGACAAGGUUGAUGCAGAAUGGCAGCUAAGCACUGCCCACAAUCCGGUGUUGGUGCUGCGAUCGCGGCGGCCGAUCGCUGCGUUUAAGGGGGAGCUGGCAGUGAAUCUGGUUGCUGCAGGAGACAGGACAAAGGCAAGGCGCAAACCGCAGAAGCAAAAAAGAAAAAGGACCGAGCAGUGCAUCUUGGAAAAGAACGGAGCAGAGAAGGCUGACAAGGGCUUCUCCUUCAGAGACGAGGCAGAGAUAUGCAGAGAGUACUGCAUUCCAAGGUGGUCACAGCAAACCUUUGGUUCUCUCGAUGAGAUGUAG